Boleophthalmus pectinirostris (great blue-spotted mudskipper) is the source of this 2095-nucleotide messenger RNA. Its product is annotated as arrestin domain-containing protein 3-like. NCBI's taxonomy places the organism in Eukaryota, Metazoa, Chordata, Actinopteri, Gobiiformes, Gobiidae. Gene Ontology annotation, cellular component: cytoplasm; plasma membrane. Gene Ontology annotation, biological process: protein transport. Bases 114 to 1301 code for a protein of 395 amino acids. The transcript has 7 exons. The record is from RefSeq and is a predicted model, not a curated record.
ACUGUAAUGGCGGAUCCGUGUGCUCCAGUCUAGAUGAGAGGGAAAGGGAAAAGAGAAGAUAACGCCCUUCAGCUGCUCAGCCGCACCGCGGAAGAAAAGAGUUGUUGUUCAAAAUGUCGAGCACCGUAAAGGACUUAAAAGUUACUUAUAAUCCCGCGAACAAUGAAGCCAACACAUUUACCAGCGGAGACACUGUGACUGGUCAAGUGGAGCUGGAACUGCUCAAAGAGUGCACGGUCCAGUCUCUGUCCAUCAAGUUUAAAGGGAAGGCAGAAGUUUUGUGGACCGAGCGACAUGGGAAAACCACCGUGGUGUACCACUCCAAGAACAAGUACUUCAGCAUCAAGCACCACUUCAUUAAAGAUGAAGACAAAACGGAAAGUGACAGUGACAGAAUUCUGAGUGGAGAGAUUGGACAAACCUAUAGUAAUGUGCUUCCUGCUGGACGCCACAUCUACCCAUUUACAUUUCAGUUUCCAAUGGAGCACACACCGUCCUCCUUUCAUGCUGACACUGGUAAAAUAAAAUAUUUGCUCGAAGCGAAGUUGAGCCGAUCAAUGAGGAUUCCCAAGAAAGAUGCAACAAAGCUCAACUAUGUAACACAAGACAUUAUGGACUACAACCCAGAGCUGAAGGAGCCGCAACAUGAAACUAAAGACAAGAAACUAAAACUUUUUAAUUCAGGAACAGUCUCUAUGGAUGUAGAUUUGGAAAAAAUGGGGUUUUACCAAGGAGAGAGUAUAAAGAUUUUCGCUGCCAUUCAGAACAACUCUUCUCGAGACAUCAAGCCAAAGUUUGUUGUGUACAGCAAACACAGCUUUUUCGCUGGCGGCAAGAGAAGACUUCAUACCAAAGACCUGAUCAAAGAGGUGGGGGCACCCAUCCCUCCCUCCAGCAGUCAGAAGGUGACCCAGCUCAUCCACAUCCCCCCCGACAUGGAACCGUCCAUCCACAACUGUGACAUCAUCAAAGUGGAGCACAGGCUCAGGGUCUAUCUGGAUGUCAAAUAUGCCUCCGACCCACAAAUCAAAUUCCCCAUUGUGAUUCUCCAUGCUCCCCACUUUGUUGCCAAUGGCCCACCACCUGCUGCUUCAGAGUUUGGAUUUGGAGCCUAUGGAACGGUCAACCCUCCAGUGUACAACCAUUUGCCCUAUGCACCACAACCUGGACCACAAUACCUCCAUCCACCACCAGGGGUAAUGACGCAACCCUCAGCUCCACCGUUAAACCGCUCGGACCCUCCUCCAUACACUGCUUAUGAAAUGUACCCUUCUUUACCAUCAUAUGACACCAAAAAAUAGCACAGCGUUAUUGUCUUUUAUUGGUACAAGAAGUCAAAUUGUAGCAGAAGUUUAUUUACUUUAUUUUUCAAGUUUAAAUGUAAUCGCUUUGGUCUAUACAUCAGUUAAUCCCAAUUUAUGCUAGCCGGGUGGUUCAGCCUUAGUUUAAAUAGGACCUAAUUUUGUCAGUUUAACCUUAAAGAAGUUGCUGGCCAUAAUCCCUUCCACUUUGUUUCCAAUUUGAAAUAUUUUUUUUAUGUUAAUAGUUUUUCAUUAUGUGAUGUUUUCAUAUAAAAAUAAGAUAGUCUGUGUAUAAAAACAGCCAAAAUUUUGAAUUUUUGGGACAUUCAAAACACAAACAUAACAGAGCAUGCAGAGCCAGGUUUAAAUGUUUUGCUUUUUGUGUUGACAUGGUGGGUUUCAGAUCACAACAUUCUAUAGACCAAUGUUAUUUAAUACAGUUGGGGGCUAAAAUUAACAUUGUUAAAUUGCAGAUUUUUGUUGCCAUACAGUGAGUUCUUGUGUCUUGACACUGAUAUGUUCUGGGGCAACAUUUGUGGGUUUACCCUUUGGAUAUUUCAUGGCAAAGUACAAUAUCAUCAAUAAGGAAAUCUGACUCUUGACCCCCAUCUGGGACUAUGGCAUCAUCACAUUCUAGAAUCUGAAUCUUUUUUCAAUAUUUGAAUAGUCUAGAUCAGACUGAAAUUUUGUCUAAAAAUUUAAAUUUCAUGUUUUGUUGAAAUCUUUUUGUUUUUAAACGUUUUUGCAUGUAUUAUAAGUUUGUAUAUUAAAUAAAUUACCAUGGCCAUUUCAAA